Molecule: messenger RNA, 2585 nt
Organism: Trichobilharzia regenti
Lineage: Eukaryota; Metazoa; Platyhelminthes; Trematoda; Strigeidida; Schistosomatidae
Source: the annotation of a GenBank genome assembly
AUUUAAUUAUUGUUAGGCGUCCAUUCAAAAUGGGUAGCAAUUGGGACGAUUUUGAGAAAACACUUCGAAAAUACCUAUCAAACAGUGAUGAACAAAUCGCUGAAAUAUUGAAGAGAAAAUUUUUUCAGACUAGCUGUGAAUUUCAAAGAUCAGAAACAUGUAAAACACUAUUAGAUAAAUGUAUCACGGGGAUUGUUUCAAAUCCAGACAGACUCUAUGUCCUAUUGAAUGACUUGAAGACCACUUUAAGAUUACAUGUACAGAAAGUUGAUAAAAAGCAUCAUUUAGGAGGUAUUACUACUAAACGUCGUUUAGACAUCAAAACACUUUCUCAUGAAACUUCGCAUACCAAAUCACAAGAUUCUUUAAAUAAUGGAGUUGAUCAAACUUCAUCAAAGCCUUCGUCUUUAGCUUCAGAUGAUGAUGAUGAUGAUGAUGUGAUUAUCGUUGAUUCACCAGAUACUCAAGGUUCAGGCGUUGUACAGUCAGCAUCAAACGUUGAUGAUUCCCAGCAAAAUCCAGCCACUUCUUCAGCAGCAGCAGAAGAAGAAGAAAAAUUAAAGUCCACUGAUGAAAGUGAUACGCAUAGUACUGAUAUUCAAAGCGAACGCAGACAAAAAUUGAUAGCUCGUCUAGAAGUUCUUCUUGUACGUCUCUCUCAGGCUAUACGAGAGUUAGAAGAAAAAGAAUUAGAUCUUGAUGAAUUAGAUUCAUCUGAUUCCCCCUAUCUGAAGUUAGAUACUUUGAAACGUCAAUAUCUAAAAGCUUGGCGUCGACUUUGUGAAAUACGUAAUGUUGCUCGAAUAUCUGGCAGGAUAUUACGUCAAAGAUUUACUUAUAAUGGUUGUCAGUAUUCAAAAGUGAAUGAAAUGAUUGAAGACCUAGUCAAUAAGAAAAAAUUAUUUCCUGAUUGCACUGAUAUUUAUCGAAUAGUUGCUACUGUAAAUAAAAAGGAGAAUUUAAAUUUGACCGGAUCAACUGUAAAAUCUAUGGCACGUGAAAUUUUUCUCGAUGUUGGACAUUUAUUAAAACAACGACGUCAAGAUGACUUGAGACAUGAUUUCGGUUGUCAUUUAACUGAUGAUUUAUGUGAAGACGAUGAUCCAACGUAUUCAGAUCGAGAUUUACGCAGAAGGCUAAAUGAAAAUAAACGCCUUGGUGAUAACAAUUUAAACAAGGUAUUCAAACACUUCAUUGAUCUGCAACACACUAGUCAGUCCGCUCAACCAACAACAUCCCAGGAUUCUGAUGACAAACCUGAAACUAUGAAUACUGUUGACCAACAGAUCAAUACAACUGAUCCUAUUUCUGUUGCAUCAACCUCCCAACAGGAAACUUGUCCCUUAGAAAAAACAACUAAUGACGCAAAAGAUCAUAUAGCUGAGAAUUCUUCAGAUACAUCUGAUGAAGUGCUGACUUUGAGUUCAGAUUCUGAGGAAGAGGAGGAGGAGGAUAAAGAUGAUAAUAAGGAUGAUGGUGAUGUGAAAAAAUCCCAUAAUUCUUCUGGAUUGGUUAAUCCUCCCUCUUCUUCUUCUUCUUCUUGUACUACUUCUUCAGUUCCAGUCUGUGAUACAAACAUUUCCUCGACCAAUAAUGAAUCACAAUUAUCACCGCCUACACUUGAUCAUCCAAUUGAUUCUAUUGAUAGAAGAAAUUCUAUUGUAGACUCUUCAACAGUUGAUUCUCCGACAACAAUUAAUCUAGUUGAUGAUGAUACUUCUUGUUCUUCUUCGCCAACAUCAUCUUAUUCAAUUUCAGAACCUCCAAAAAAACUGCCUAAAUCACAAGGCUCCUUCCCUGUGCAUACUUCACCCUUUAUGUCAAAUAAUAAUAGUAAUAGUAAUAAUAGUAGUAACAAUAAUAGAUUUACUUUUUCAACACCAAUUGCUCAAGAAACAAGACAAUCUAGUCAAAUUUUAACUGUUGCUACACGAUUUGGUCCGCAUGGAUUUGAAACAAUGCGUCAUAUGGCUAGUGCACAUAUUGUACAUCGUUAUCCUGUUACAGCAACAUUACUAACAAGUAGAACAUCAUCUAGUCAACAUUUCACCAAUGGUAGAGCAUACAAUUAUCAAACAUCAGUAGUAGUAACCCGUGAUAACUUUCAUUCACCGCCGCGUUUCACACAUGCUACACCCUUCAGUAGUAAUUAUCGUCAUCCAACUGUCGUAAAAUCUUCAUCUUUAUCCAAUUCAGUUUCAAGGACACAACAGAUAGCAUCGGUGAACUUGCCUACUAGUAGUACACCGACUCCUAUUCCUAAUCCCACUCCGGCUAUUUAUGAAAAUGAAACUAUCGAAAUUGACUAAUUCUCACUGUGUUUUUUUUGUAUUUUCAAAUUAAUUUUUGCAGUGAAUAAGAUUCCCUAUUAUAUUUUUUCUCUUUUUCUUCCACUUGACUACAAUGGUUAAGACAUUGUGAGUAUUAUUUGCUUGUGUGUGUGUGUGCGCGUGUGUGUGUAUAUGUGUUACAGUGUGCUUUAGUUAGCUGGGGUUAUUAUAUCCGUUUCACCUGGCAGAGUAGUAUUGUUUCAUACAUAAGAGUCGUGUAAUUUUAUUGUUAUUAUUACUAUUUGUUUAUUUAUU